This is a messenger RNA of Penicillium brevicompactum, 4473 nucleotides long. RefSeq lists its product as uncharacterized. Lineage: Eukaryota; Fungi; Ascomycota; Eurotiomycetes; Eurotiales; Aspergillaceae. The transcript has a single exon. The record is from RefSeq and is a predicted model, not a curated record. The coding region runs from base 1 to 4473 and encodes 1490 amino acids.
AUGUCGUACGGUUCUGAUCACAUGCAUGCCUCUGGCUAUGGACAUCGUUCUCAAAUCGCGAGACCUGCAAUUGACCGGAAUUUGAGAAGCAAGGCAUCGGUCUCUGAUGCCGAAGAUCCCCCGGCCAAAAGAUCAAGCCGUGCCCAUCGGCUGUCCAUGCUUCCGCGUCCCAAUAUCGGUACUACGGCAUCCCCAACUACCCCGGUGUCUGCCUCGUCCCAGAAUUCCACCCAACGGUCGUUCUCAUCGGUGUCGACCCCAGAGGCAAACCCCUCGCUGUUUGUUACUGGACAACAAUUGCCCCCGAAACGAGUUCGGAAUGUUUUACGAAGAAGAGCGCCCACAAUAGGACAGCAUGUGGAGCAGUCUCAGUCCAACAAGCUCAGCCUUGUAAUCCCGCAGGGCUCUCAGGAUAUCAACAUGACCAAUGCGUCCACAUACAAUCAAUCUGCCUCCUCACUAUCGGCACAAUCUGCUAGUCCAUUCAACCCGAGCCAUAAGAAUGAUAGCAAUGUGACAUUAAAUUCGGCGAGUUCCAAGUUCAAUGGCCCGAAGGAGCUGGCAAGUCUUCGGACUACAGUCGAUACUCAGAACUUGCCACCCCCUCCCACGCCCUUCUUUUCGGCAAGUAGUCCCUCAACAAGAUACUCGGUGUCACCGAGUAUCUGGAGUCGAGGGUCUACACCAACAUCAUUAUCUUCCUACUCUCCAGGUAUCGUUCAUUCUACGAAAAUCGGUCGGCUGCGACAACCGAGUCCGUCUCAAACAAGAUUGCCCGUCUUUUCUCCACCGGUCCACCCGAGCCCUCAACAGGAUAUACCAGAUGUGAAAGAGGAAAUCCGAGCAGCUUCCAAACAUCCCGAGCAGAUACCAGGACGCAAAAAUGAGCGCGGUAUCCAAACGACAAAUAUUUCGUCUGCCAACAUCGCAGGUCCCCGUCAAGAUCCUCCAAGGAAACUCUCCGUCGGUUUCAACCAUACAGAAACCGCUGAGAUCGACACUGAGAAGGCUCGCAAAGAAGUCGAAGAAGCUGAGAGGCGUUUGUUUGGUUCACAUGGGGCAACACACUCUUCCCCCGCACGCACAGCCGAGCCACCGCAGACUCCACCUCGACCAAGCAGAGAUGGAACACAUAGGCUGGAACUGGAAACAUCUCCAGUGGUCCAAAGUAAUCUACGAUACAUCAGAUCGACGGGCCAUACGAGACGCGAGUCAAUAGAGAAGGUUCUUGCGAGCCAGCGACCAACCCCUACUCCCAAUCAAGCUGCAGCUGCAUCAAACGACUCGCUACAUUCGAGAGGGCUAUCACAAAUACCUUCCCGUGAUGGUGGAUCUCCAGUCUUAUCACGAAAAUCACCUCGAACAUUGACAAAAGAGGCACCAAAGGAGAAUGUGGAACCGAAAAUCCCAGUGCCUAAACGAUUCGGUCUCUUCCCGAAAAAGUCUAAACCAGAUAUGACGGAGAGCACAGCUGAAAAUCCCCGUCUACCCCGUAAAGGACCUACGGCAGGAACAGGACAUGAAGGAUAUGGCAAGUAUGGACAAAGAGGUCGCAAGGCAAGUGGGAGCAGCAGCAGUGGCACAAGAACCAGAUCAACUAGCACAGCUCGAAGUGCCACCAGCAAAGGGAGUCAAUCUAGUCGUCCGGAAUUGGAAAUCGAUGAUUUCUUGAUGAGUCGCCUCGAACCCGUUAUUAUCAACGGUGGCGGAGUGGAUGGUGCAUCAUUAUCGCGAACACAAAGCGAGCAGAGUAUGAGCAGUGUGAGCGUUGCAUCUGUUUCUACCCUACCCCGCCAGGCGCAAUUCUCAUACUCGACUGGACCAUCUACCGAUUCUCUCGCAACAUCAACCGAAACAUCAGGCGAGACUCUCACGCUGGAUGGAUUCAAUGAAGCAGCGCGAAGCCGGAGCCCCGAACGCCAAGUCAAGUCUGGAGGUCGUCCUCAAACCAAGUCGCGCAUGCCGGUGCCCAAAGGAAAGAAGCCUGGCAUUUUGACGAAUCCUCAAGCUUCUGCAACGAGCACCUCUUUGUCAAGUCAGCAGUCAAGUAUCGCGGCGCCGAGUCAGCAAACUCGUAUCGCCCAACAAUCUCCAAACAAGCAAACGAAGGUCCAACCGACUGAGCCCCAGCAAGCCAAGAAAGGAAAGGGAUCCAUGUGGAGUUUCUUCCACAAAAGUCGCGGCAAUGAGCAAAAGACGACGCCUCUGGAGACAGCACCUCCAAGUACCAAGCUUCAUGCCGCCAUAACCCCAGUACUGAACAACCGACCAGUUGCCCACUACGCCUUGGUAGAUACUGAUUCAGAUGAGCUGGAUGAUAUCAUCCAGAACAUCGAAGACUCGCCACCUACUGAAGAGGAAGAAGCAUCCAGACCGGUAGAAGUUCCGCGAGGCUUGAACAUCAGAAAGAGAGAGCCCUCUAUUCUGCUGCCCUCUCCGCCGAAGAUGCACGCCGAAUUCGAGAGGGACAAUACUCCGUCACCACGGACAGCGAUGUUUAACCGCAACUUGAUGCCUAAAGAGCUUGAGCCAUCACCAGAGCGGAAACCAAGACGGUUGGCCUCCAUUGGCCGUAUCCCCCAGGUAGUUUCGAGGCGCGAUAGACAUCACCGGCCGGCCAUGCAAUCUUUCUCAAGGCCAUUUAGCGGCAUUGAGUCCCCGUCUCUCACGAUUCCAACCACAGAGUCUACUCGAGAGGCCCCGCUGAUGGCUAACACCCCUUUGAAUGUGCAAAUGCCAUUCGAUCUGGGAUUCGCGCCCAAUGAGUCUCCCGAGUGGGGUCGCGGUUUCAACCCGACUUUCAGCGCCGCAGAAGACACCAGUGCUUUGGAAUUCCUUGCUGGUCCAUUUUCAACUUACGAGUUUCUUCAAUUCCCUCCGAAGAAAGACUCCACCUCGUCAGAGAGCUCUGGGGCGCUGGCUGCAGUUACAGCAGUUGCACCAGUUCCCGGAUCCCCGCCCACUGAAGACGAGGUGUGGAAUGAGUUUGAUGAUUUAAUUGACCACGUUCUGUCGCCAGACAAAUCGACGCCUAAGCCGGAAGAAGUUGAAAAGACUGAUGAAGGGGGCAGGUUUGAGCUCGCUACUAUGGCAAGCAGAGCGCUUCAGGACGAGUUGAAUAGUGCUCACAAUAAUAAGCCUGUGCCUGAUCGCGCAUCGGUUCGAUCAAGUGCUAGCUCUGUUCACCUCCGACGGUCACGAAUUGUGUCGGCUCUGCAGUCGUCUACGGCCCCUUCCUCUCAGCCUUCAUAUAGCGACCUUGCCACGCCGUAUGGUGACCUUAAAGAAGAGAAGGAUGACCUUACUGAAACCAUUGAGCCGUCCUCGACUACCGACCAGCGCCGUGAAAACCAGUCUAACUUCCUUAACUCCCUCGCUGCCGUCCCGUCUCCCAGGCCCAAAUUUCCUCGCGAACAAGAGACCGGAUCACCUGAACAUGAGUGGGACGUGGUAACUAAAACCAAUAUGCGCUCUGCUUCACUCAUGACCAGCCGCUGGUUGUCUUUCGGUCGAGUCCUUUUUAGCCCGGCACACAACCACGUCAAAGCUGGAGCGCAGGGACGAAUCCUUGUGAUUGAUGGAUUGGGUAACGAUGACUGGUCAUUUGAUUGCUCCCUCGCAUACCCCGAUGCAGAGGUGUAUUGCCUCUCUGGACGCCCAGGCUCAACCUUAGUUCCUCACCCUGCGGCAUGGCAGCCUCCUACGAAUCACCAUACCGUAUACCACGGUGGACUCGGGAAUCCACUUCCCUUCCCGAAGGACUAUUUCACCGUUGUGGUGCUACGCUUCCCCACCGUAUGCUCCGAAGCCGUCCAAGGCAACAUUGUCCAAGAGUGCAAACGCGUUCUUCGCACAGGCGGCUAUCUGGAAAUGACGCUCCUCGACCGCGACAUGGUUAACAUGGGACCGCAAACCCGCAAAGCAGUCCGUCAACUGAAAGAAACCACCUGUCUAUCCGACUCGACCCUCUGCCUCAAAUCCACCAGCGACUGCAUCCAACGCGAAAUCGGCGCCCAGGGCUUCGACAGUCUCCGCCGCUGCAUAGUUCGCAUCCCAGUUGCAGGAGUGGUUCUCCGAUCCUCCGACUCAUCUUCAUCCACCAACUCUUUCUCAACGACUGCCCAUCCUAACGCUUUCUCGCUGCCAACUAUUGCUAUCACUUCUGCAGACAGCCAGAACAGAGGACUGCCCUCCAAAUAUCCAGAUGGAAAUAUCUCCCUCGGGGACCUCCUCUCCGACCCAUCCCCGUCGCCAGCAAACGAUGAGUCCAUUGCUAAGAUAGUCGCUCGUGUCGGACGUUGGUGGUACUCAAAGUGCUACGAAGAUCCCAUUCUCUCAGCUCACUCCACCCCCAACAUGUGGAAUGACCGCAAGGUACUCCGCGAGUGCCAGAAGCGCGGAACUGGAUUCCGCAUGUUCAUUGCAUACGCUCAGAAACCGAGCGAGGUUCCCCGGCGCACUGCGAGCGUGUAA